AUGCCCGACACGUCCAGCGUCGAGAAACGAAGCUUCGACAAUGCCCGCUUCACGUACUUUGUGGACGGUCUUGGGGCGUGCGGGCAGACGAACGUUGCCAGUGACUUUAUUGUUGCGCUGAACACUCAUCAAUGGGACGGUGGUUCGCAUUGUUUUGAGGCCAUCACCAUCACGUACAAUGGAAAAACCGCUACAGCUUCCAUUGCGGACGAGUGUCAAGAAUGUCCCGAAAACGCGCUCGACUUCUCCCAAGGUCUCUUCGAUUAUUUUGCGUCUGAAGAUGCCGGAACCAUAUACGGCUCCUGGAGUUAUGCCUCGGACACCGCCGCGACCUCGUCGUCUUCCGUCUGGACGCCUACUACCACUUCUACGUCCUCGACCUGGGUUGCCCCAACCACAUCCUCGACACCCACGCCUACGCCCACACCUACUCCGACAACCUCUUCCACUUGGAGCUCUAGCUCCUCAUGGUCCUCAAGCACCUGGUCCAGCAGCAGCAGCAGCAGCAGUAGCAGCUUCAGUUCCAGUUCCUCGUACUCCAGCAGCUCUGUCGUCUCGUCCAGUAGCGCGGCACCCUCAAGCAGCACAACGGACGCGGCCGCCGUCGCCACCGGCGUUGUAGCAUCGGGCAACAUUUAUUCCGCGAACAUGGCUCUCGUCCAGUUGGGAAUGUUUUUGGAAGACGUUGUCGCUGCAUCUUCGUAG
This is a messenger RNA of Stereum hirsutum FP-91666 SS1, 705 nucleotides long. RefSeq lists its product as uncharacterized. Lineage: Eukaryota; Fungi; Basidiomycota; Agaricomycetes; Russulales; Stereaceae. The transcript is spliced from 4 exons. The coding region runs from base 1 to 705 and encodes 234 amino acids. The record is from RefSeq and is a predicted model, not a curated record.